GCCGCCUCCUCCACCUCCUCCUCGGGGCCAUUAAAGCCAAUGAGCCGCGCGCCUCUGCCCAGCGCAGCCAACUAAAUCGGUUUGGAUGAUUCGCGACCUGGGCAAGAUGUACCCGCAGACCAGACACCCGGCACCGCAUCAGCCUGCUCAACCCUUUAAAUUUACAAUUUCCGAGUCCUGUGAUCGGAUUAAGGAAGAGUUUCAGUUUUUACAGGCUCAGUACCACAGCCUGAAGCUGGAAUGUGAGAAACUCGCCAGUGAGAAGACCGAGAUGCAGCGGCAUUAUGUCAUGUAUUAUGAGAUGUCCUAUGGGUUGAAUAUAGAAAUGCACAAGCAGGCAGAGAUUGUCAAGAGGCUGAAUGCUAUCUGUGCGCAAGUCAUUCCCUUCCUGUCCCAAGAGCAACAACUCCAGGCCCAGCAUUUAUCACAUGGACAUGGUCUGCCGGUGCCUCUGACCCCACACCCUUCCGGGCUUCAGCCCCCUGCCAUUCCUCCCAUCGGGAGCAGUGCUGGCCUUCUGGCCCUCUCCAGUGCCCUGGGAGGCCAGUCCCACCUGCCAAUUAAAGAUGAGAAGAAGCACCGUGACAAUGAUCACCAAAGAGACAGAGACUCCAUCAAGAGCUCUUCGGUAUCCCCGUCUGCCAGUUUCCGAGGUGCCGAGAAGCACAGAAACUCCACAGACUACUCCUCUGAUAGCAAAAAGCAGAAAACUGAAGAAAAGGAAAUUGCAGCUCGCUAUGACAGCGAUGGUGAGAAGAGUGACGACAAUUUGGUGGUUGACGUUUCCAACGAGGAUCCGUCUUCCCCUCGAGGGAGCCCAGCACACUCCCCGAGAGAGAAUGGCCUGGACAAGACGCGCCUGCUCAAGAAAGAUGCCCCCAUCAGUCCAGCCUCUAUUGCGUCCUCCAGCAGCACUCCUUCCUCCAAAUCCAAAGAACUUAGCCUUAAUGAAAAAUCUACUACUCCUGUUUCAAAGUCCAAUACCCCUACUCCACGAACCGAUGCACCCACCCCAGGCAGUAAUUCCACUCCUGGACUGAGGCCUGUGCCUGGAAAACCACCAGGAGUCGACCCCUUGGCCUCAAGCCUCAGGAUCCCGAUGGCAGUCCCUUGUCCAUACCCAACCCCGUUCGGGAUUGUGCCCCACGCUGGGAUGAACGGGGAGCUGACCAGCCCCGGCGCUGCCUACGCGGGGCUGCACAACAUUUCACCGCAGAUGAGCGCAGCCGCUGCUGCCGCCGCCGCCGCUGCCUACGGGAGAUCACCGGUGGUUGGAUUUGAUCCACACUAUCACAUGCGCGUACCAGCCAUACCUCCGAACCUGACAGGCAUUCCAGGAGGAAAACCAGCGUACUCCUUCCACGUCACCGCGGACGGCCAGAUGCAGCCUGUCCCUUUCCCCCCCGACGCCCUCAUCGGACCCGGAAUCCCCCGGCACGCGCGCCAGAUCAACACCCUGAACCACGGGGAGGUGGUGUGCGCGGUGACCAUCAGCAACGCCACGAGACACGUGUACACGGGCAGCAAGGGCUGCGUCAAGGUCUGGGACAUCAGCCACCCCGGCAACAAGAGCCCCGUCUCUCAGCUCGACUGUCUGAACAGGGAUAACUACAUCCGUUCCUGCCGAUUGCUCCCUGACGGUCGCACCCUCAUCGUGGGAGGGGAGGCCAGCACUCUGUCCAUCUGGGACCUGGCGGCUCCGACCCCACGCAUCAAGGCAGAGCUGACGUCUUCGGCCCCUGCGUGCUACACUCUGGCCAUCAGCCCCGACUCCAAGGUCUGCUUCUUGUGCUGCAGUGACGGUAACAUCGCCGUCUGGGACCUGCACAACCAGACGCUGGUGAGGCAAUUCCAGGGCCACACAGACGGGGCCAGCUGUAUUGAUAUUUCUAACGAGGGCACCAAGCUCUGGACGGGCCGCCUGGACAACACGGUCAGGUCCUGGGACCUGUGUGAGGGGCGGCAGCUGCAGCAGCAUGACUUCACCUCACAGAUCUUUUCUCUGGGCUACUGCCCAACCGGAGAGUGGCUGGCUGUGGGGAUGGAGAACAGUAACGUGGAAGUGCUGCACGUCACCAAGCCAGACAAAUACCAGCUGCAUCUCCACGAGAGCUGCGUCCUGUCGCUCAGGUUUGCCCAUUGUGGCAAAUGGUUUGUAAGCACUGGAAAGGACAACCUUCUGAAUGCCUGGAGAACACCUUAUGGGGCCAAUAUAUUCCAGUCCAAAGAAUCCUCAUCGGUGCUUAGCUGUGACAUCUCUGUGGAUGACAAAUACAUUGUCACUGGCUCUGGGGAUAAGAAGGCCACGGUUUAUGAAGUUAUUUAUUAAGGACAAAUCUUCAUGCGAACUGGACCCCUUCUCCUUGUAGCACUUUGUUCUAUCAUCCUCUUCCCCCCGCAUCUAAAACCAAGGAUUUCAGAUACUCAUUGCAGUUGUGGAGUUUAAUCCCAUCUCUUACCCCCACUUCCUCCCUUGCUAUUGAAUUGUGAAUGCUCAUUAAGAACCUGUGAUACCAAAUCUUCAGCGCUCUACUUGGAAGAACAUGGAAUUACCAUACUUAACAGUGACGGAAUCUUUAAUUAUGUAUUAUAUCUGUAAUAUAUUUAUUUUGUUUAAAGAAGGCUUUCUAACUUUGACUGAAUAAAGCUGUCUGCU
Molecule: messenger RNA, 2656 nt
Organism: Mustela erminea (ermine)
Lineage: Eukaryota; Metazoa; Chordata; Mammalia; Carnivora; Mustelidae
Product: transducin-like enhancer protein 4
Exons: 1
Coding region: 86-2329 (747 amino acids)
Biological process (GO): negative regulation of canonical Wnt signaling pathway; regulation of DNA-templated transcription
Cellular component (GO): transcription regulator complex; nucleus
Molecular function (GO): transcription corepressor activity; protein binding
Source: RefSeq, a predicted model, not a curated record